CUAACUAAGAGAUGGGCUCGGUCUGCGAUGUGCUAUGUCUUACUGCUCACAUACAUGCGGGUCCGCCAAUGCGACUCACCGACUGGAUAAUUGGACCGUUAAUCGAAUCUCUGGUUCGGAGAGUCACAUCGCCGGUCCAACCAUCACAUAUUUUAUGUACCCAUACCGAAGAAAAUCACAAGCGUGAUAGGCCGAAUUACCGACGAAAGCAAACGCAUGGAGACUUUACCUAACUCCGACUCUUCCAGCGAUCGUCUCACCUCACUUCCCCACAUGAUAGCUACCGUUUUUUAUUCCCCAGGCUUCCCCAAUUCGUGUCCUCGCACAGUAGUUUAAUCUAACCACGAACCACUCAAACCUCCCCAAUCCCUUAUUCUCUCACCGCCCAGCCCAGCCCAGCCAAGCUCAGCCCUACAGAGCCGGAGAAAAAAAAGGAAAAAAAAGUGAAACAAGGUCCUAGAGGAUGUCGUCACCCCCCACAACCGAGUCCGAGCUCCCCUUCGACGCCCCAGGCGCGGGUAAGCCGUGCAAGACAUGGUACAAGAUCGUCGGGACGCUAUCCCCGUCCUCCCCGGCCCCCCUCAUCACGCUGCACGGGGGCCCGGGGUCCGGCCACGACUACCUCGAAGCAUUGAUCGACCUAACCGAAUCGCGCGGCAUCCCGCUCAUUCUGUACGAUCAGAUCGGGUGCGGGCGCUCGACGCGGCUGCGCGAGAAGGCCGGCGACGAGUCCUUCUGGACCUUCGACCUGUUUAUCAAGCAGCUGGACGAGCUCGUCGACCACCUGCAACUAAGGGAAUCCGGGUUCCAUGUCUUGGGCCAGAGCUGGGGCGGCAUGCUGGGCAGCGCGUACGCGGCGCGCGGGCCGCGGGGGCUGAGGAGGCUGGUGCUUAGCGGCGCGCCUGCGAGCAUGCCGUUGUAUAAGCGGGCUUGUAAGCUCCGGCUCGCGGAGCUGCCGGAGGAGGUCGGGCGCGUGUUGAGGGAGUGCGAUGCUAAGGGUGAUCAUGAGAGCGCGGAGUUCAGGGGCGCGGCGGCGGUGUUCAUGAAGAGGUUCGUGUGCAGGCUUGAUCCGCUGCCGGAGCCGAUUAUGCGGACUUUUACGAAUAUUAGGGAUGAUUCGACGGCGUAUGCGACUAUGCAAGGACAUUCCGAGUUCGAUACUGUCGGAUCACUUAAGGAUUGGGAGGGCUGGAAAGACGCGCAUAAGAUCCAGGCCGAGACGUUGCUUCUCAAUGGGAGGUAUGACGAAGUCAUGGAUUUCGUGGUUGAGCCGUUCUUCAGGACGAUCAAUAAGGUCAAGUGGGUGACGCUUGAGAACUCAAGUCAUACGGCUAUGUGGGAGGACCGUGAGAGGUUUAUGCAGCUUGUUGGGGACUUCUUAUUAUAUUAGUCGCCAACCUGAAAGUCGGUGCAUUGCCUAAGAUCUACAAGUAAACUCAUAGGCAGAAUGCCCAGGUACCUACUACAUAGAAACUCAGAUAAAUCUACAGUAGAGGAACCUUAUGAUCUAGGUAUAUUUUGUUGCGACUCGCGUAGACAUUUCGGGCUCUUCGCCAUCAGCGCGUAUCCACUUCAAAGCUCACCUUGAUCCUGCACGAGCUAUCCUCAUGAUAGACGGA
Messenger RNA from Annulohypoxylon truncatum, 1619 nucleotides. RefSeq names its product proline-specific peptidase. Gene Ontology annotation, molecular function: peptidase activity. The transcript is spliced from 2 exons. Lineage: Eukaryota; Fungi; Ascomycota; Sordariomycetes; Xylariales; Hypoxylaceae. The coding region runs from base 464 to 1390 and encodes 308 amino acids. Gene Ontology annotation, biological process: proteolysis. The record is from RefSeq and is a predicted model, not a curated record.